This is a messenger RNA of Perognathus longimembris pacificus (Pacific pocket mouse), 3119 nucleotides long. It is a transcript of the gene Epc2, whose product is annotated as enhancer of polycomb homolog 2. Gene Ontology annotation, cellular component: piccolo histone acetyltransferase complex. Gene Ontology annotation, biological process: regulation of transcription by RNA polymerase II. Bases 288 to 2711 code for a protein of 807 amino acids. NCBI's taxonomy places the organism in Eukaryota, Metazoa, Chordata, Mammalia, Rodentia, Heteromyidae. The transcript has 14 exons. The record is from RefSeq and is a predicted model, not a curated record.
CGCUCGCCGCCGCUGUGGUAAUGUCCGCCAUGUUGGCCAUGGCGCAGGGAGCGGAUCGGGCGGGCGAGCGGCGGAUCUAGAGUGUGGAAGCGGCCGCGGGCGGCGGGGGGCUGUUUUCGGGCGGGGUGGGCGCCCAUGCUGUGGCCGGGGGCAGUGAGGAGGAGGAGGAGGAGCGGGCCGGCCGCGCUGCACUGAGGAAGGAGGUGGAGGAGGCGGCGGGAGUGCUCCCCCCCUCCCCGCCCGCCCCGCCGCCGCCGCCCGGGCUGUUCCUGUAAGGCGGGGAGACAAUGAGUAAACUCUCCUUCCGAGCGCGGGCGCUGGACGCCGCCAAACCGCUGCCUAUCUACCGCGGCAAGGACAUGCCUGAUCUCAACGACUGCGUCUCCAUCAACCGGGCCGUGCCCCAGAUGCCCACCGGGAUGGAGAAGGAGGAGGAAUCGGAACAUCAUUUACAGCGAGCUAUUUCGGCACAGCAAGUAUUUAGAGAGAAAAAAGAAAGCAUGGUCAUUCCUGUUCCUGAGGCAGAGAGCAACGUCAACUAUUACAAUCGCUUGUACAAAGGAGAGUUUAAACAGCCUAAGCAGUUCAUUCAUAUUCAGCCUUUUAAUCUAGACAACGAGCAACCAGAUUAUGAUAUGGAUUCAGAAGACGAGACUUUAUUAAAUAGACUUAACAGAAAGAUGGAAAUUAAGCCUUUGCAAUUUGAAAUUAUGAUUGACAGACUUGAAAAAGCCAGUUCUAAUCAGCUUGUAACACUUCAAGAAGCAAAACUACUGCUAAAUGAAGAUGAUUACCUUAUUAAGGCUGUAUAUGACUACUGGGUGAGAAAGCGUAAAAACUGCAGGGGGCCAUCCCUCAUUCCUCAGAUCAAACAAGAGAAAAGAGAUGGCUCUACCAACAAUGACCCUUACGUUGCUUUUCGGAGGAGAACAGAAAAAAUGCAAACUCGUAAGAAUCGUAAGAAUGAUGAAGCCUCUUAUGAAAAGAUGUUGAAACUGAGACGAGAAUUUAGCAGAGCCAUAACCAUUUUGGAAAUGAUUAAGAGAAGAGAAAAAACAAAACGAGAAUUAUUGCAUUUAACCUUAGAAGUUGUGGAAAAAAGAUAUCAUUUAGGAGACUAUGGAGGUGAAAUUCUUAACGAAGUCAAGAUCAAUAGAUCAGAAAAAGAACUAUAUGCCACUUCAGCAACUCUUCAUAAUGGAAAUCACCACAAAGUCCAAGAAUGUAAAACUAAGCACCCUCAUCAUUUGUCUUUGAAAGAAGAGGCUUCUGAUGUGGUUCGUCAAAAGAAGAAGUACCCAAAGAAGCCUAAAGCAGAGGCUUUGAUAACAUCUCAGCAGCCCACUCCUGAGACAUUGCCUGUGAUCAAUAAGAGUGACAUUAAGCAAUAUGACUUUCACAGCUCAGAUGAAGAUGAAUUUCCACAGGUACCAUCCCCAGUGUCAGAACCUGAAGAAGAAAAUGAUCCAGAUGGUUCCUGUGCUUUCAGAAGGCGGGCAGGAUGCCAGUAUUAUGCUCCUCGUUUGGACCAAGCUAACCAUACAUGUGAAAAUUCAGAAUUGGCAGAUUUAGAUAAGUUAAGGUAUAGGCAUUGCCUUACAACACUUACAGUCCCAAGAAGAUGUAUAGGAUUUGCAAGAAGGCGAAUUGGCAGAGGUGGAAGGGUCAUAAUGGACCGAAUAUCCACAGAACAUGACCCAGUCCUGAAACAGAUAGACCCUGAAAUGCUGAAUAGUUCUUCAAGCUCUUCCCAAACUGUAGACUUUUCUUCUAAUUUCUCUCGGACCAAUGCUUCCAGUAAACCUUGUGAAAACAGACUGUCCCUUUCUGAAAUAUUAAGCAAUAUCAGAUCAUGUCGACUACAGUGUUUCCAGCCAAGGCUACUAAAUUUACAGGACAGUGAUAGUGAAGAAUGUACCUCAAGAAAACCAGGGCAGACUGUGAACAAUAAAAGAGUUUCUACAGCAUCUGUAGCUUUAUUGAGCACCAGCAAGAAUGGCAUAUCAGUAACAGGGGGCAUCACAGAAGAGCAGUUUCAGACACAUCAGCAGCAGUUAGUUCAAAUGCAAAGGCAGCAACUCGCUCAGCUUCAGCAGAAGCAGCAAUCCCAGCAUUCCUCACAGCAGACACAUCCAAAAGCACAGGGCUCAAGCACCUCUGACUGUAUGUCUAAAACACUCGAUUCAGCCAGUGCCCACUUUGCUGCAUCUGCGGUGGUCAGUGCACCUGUUCCAAGUCGCAGUGAGGUAGCUAAGGAACAGAACACUGGUCAUAACAACAUAAACGGUGUUGUCCAGCCUUCAGGAACCUCUAAAACAUUAUACUCUACCAAUAUGGCUUUAUCAUCCAGCCCAGGGAUUUCAGCUGUACAACUUGUAAGGACAGUUGGCCAUACUACUACAAACCACUUAAUCCCAGCGUUGUGCACAAGCAGCCCUCAAACACUUCCCAUGAACAAUUCCUGCCUAACAAAUGCAGUGCACCUCAAUAAUGUCAGUGUUGUUUCUCCAGUCAAUGUGCAUAUCAAUACACGGACUUCAGCACCAUCGCCAACAGCCUUAAAACUUGCCACAGUUGCUGCCAGUAUGGACAGAGUGCCAAAGGUUACUCCCAGCAGUGCCAUCAGCAGCAUAGCAAGAGAGAACCAUGAACCAGAAAGAUUGGGUUUAAAUGGAAUAGCAGAAACAACAGUAGCUAUGGAAGUGACAUAACCUAAAACAUGUGAUGUUGACCUGUGUGGAUGGUGUGCAGUCAUUCAUAUUCCAGCUGAAUGCAAAAGGCGACACUCUGUGGAUCACAGAGCGUAACAAUGGACCUAAAUGGACUACAGUAUAUUGGAUGUUAAUCCAUAUAUGAUGUAUAUUUUGUAAAAUUGGGAAAAUCACUACCUUGUAAAAUAGUUUAUUUGUAUCAUCAAUAUUAUUUCUGUUACUUGAAUAGUAGAUAUUCAUCAUCAUGCUUUUGCACUUGAAUUUGCAACUGAAUGGAUUUUAAAAAAAUAAUUCUUUAAUGGGAUCAUGAGCAUGAAAUGGGAUCCUGCAUCACUUGUUUUAACUAUUUAUUUUGCCAUGUUUACAUUUUGUAUCUUGUAAAAAUAAAUCCAACUUUGUGUCUAAAAA